AUGGAGUCCCAAGGUCAAGGUUACCCCAGCUGGAACACAAGGGGCAGGCGUGCCACCAUCUUCCCCCAAAGAGAAGGGGCCAAGCCUUUGGGGCUCUCUGCACUCCCUGCUCAAGAUGAGGCUGACUUCCUGACACCCCAUGAAAGGAGGUACAGGCCUCCCUUGACCAAGAAGAGGGCCAUGUGUGACUUCAGGGUGAGGUGGCCAGAGAUAGUCUGUAGGGAGCAGGAGGCACAGAGAGAGGACCUACCACAACCCGGGCUGCAGCCCCUUGACAGGGUCCACAACCUAACCCCUUUCUCCUCAGGAGGCAGCAUCAGCCUCAAACAGCAGGCCAGCAGCCACAGCGAUUUCCAGGAUUCCCAAGGAUCCCCUGCCUACUUGAUGGAUGCCCUGUCAGGUCCUCCUCACCCUCACAUGAGGAUUCUCAAAAACUAUCUGAGGCCUGAACUGAUGACCCGACUGGAGAAGAGGGUGAGGAGGAGGACCCUGGUGGCCAUGAAACAGCUGAAUCAGGAGAUGGAAGCCGUUAGAUUCCGCAGGGCAGUGCUGCUGAAGGACACUAGGGAGCUGCAGGAUGAAAGAGCAUUCGAGGAAGCAGAAAACAAGCCCCUCCUGGAGUACCUGAAGGAGAGAAACGAGAGAGCCCAGGAGAAAUACGACUUCCUGUGGAAAGAUUACAUCCAGCAGAGUCAGGACAUCAAGGACAGGAGGAGAAAGCUGGUCUCUACCUUCACCUCCCAAACAGCCAACCUCCAGAAGCAGCUGGCACAGGGCAGGAAGAUGAAGGCUGGCUUGAGGAAGAAGCUGAAGGACCUGGAUCCCAUUGCACAGAUAAAGGAGACCCAGGACAGGGAGAUAGAGGCCUUAGAGCUGGAGAAAGCCAGAAUUAUAGCUGACUUGCCCUUCGUGGACCAAAAGGCACACUUCCAAUUCCUGAAGGAAAGGGCCGCCCUGGAGAAACAAGUGGAGGAGCUGAACCUACUGGAGUCAGGAGAGGACAUCACCAGGGAGCUGAAGAAGAAGGCCAAGGCCUUGGAGGUUAAGGCCAAAAAGGCUCACAAGAACUUGUGUCAUCAUGUCGACAUUGAGAAUAGGCUUCUGCGAACGAAGCUCCAGCAGCUGGAUGAGGAACUCUUUGAGCUGGAAGCCAGAAAGAAGAAGCUGGAGCAGAGAACACAACAGUGGAAGGAGCAGCAGUGGUACCUGGAGGCCCUGGCCCGGGGGAGGCAGCGCCUGCAGCAGCAGGAAUGCCGACCCCCCCAAACCACAGACUGCCCCCCACCCACCCCAGAGCCAUCUACUGGAUGCCAGGCUGAGAACCAAUCCUAA
Molecule: messenger RNA, 1332 nt
Organism: Cricetulus griseus (Chinese hamster)
Lineage: Eukaryota; Metazoa; Chordata; Mammalia; Rodentia; Cricetidae
Source: RefSeq, a predicted model, not a curated record